Sungouiella intermedia is the source of this 1017-nucleotide messenger RNA. The record is from the annotation of a GenBank genome assembly. NCBI's taxonomy places the organism in Eukaryota, Fungi, Ascomycota, Pichiomycetes, Serinales, Metschnikowiaceae.
AUGACCGACGUCGGCGUUCCAGCGCCUUCUGCGGCCACUCCAAAUGAGUACAUCGAAAGUUUGUCUGCCGAGCAAAUCGAGCAUGACCAGAGAAUCGGCUUGAAAGCUAUCAGACUCUUCUUACAGUCCAAAACCUCAUAUGACGUGUUGCCUGUCAGCUACCGAUUGAUUGUGUUGGAUACCUCGUUGUUGGUUAAAAAGUCAUUGAACAUCUUGCUACAAAACAACAUUGUGAGUGCUCCCUUGUGGAACAACAAGACUUCUAGAUUUGCAGGCUUGUUAACGUCCAGUGAUUUCAUCAACGUCAUCCAGUACUACUUCCAGUUCCCCGAGAAGUUUGACUUGGUAGACCAGUUGACUUUGGACGGCUUGAGAGAUAUCGAGAAGGCCAUCGGAGUGGCACCCAUCGAAACCGUCUACAUCCACCCUUUCAAGUCUUUGUAUGAGGCAUGUGUGAAGAUGUUGGAAUCUAAAGCAAGAAGAAUUCCCUUGAUUGACGAGGAUGAGAAAACACACAGAGAGAUUGUGGUCAGUGUGUUGACACAAUACAGAAUCUUGAAGUUCGUUGCAUUGAACUGUAAGGAGACCAAGAUGUUGUUGAAACCCAUCAAGAAUAUUCCUGCCUUGAGCCAGGCGAAGAACAUCUCAACAUGCACGAUGAACACCCCAGUGAUUGAAGUCAUCCACCUUUUGGCACACAAGUCUGUGUCAUCUAUUCCUAUUUUGAAUGAAGAAGAGAAGUUGGUCAAUGUGUACGAGGCAGUGGACGUUUUAGGGCUCGUCAAGGGUGGCAUGUACACGGACUUGGACUUGAGCGUAGGAGACGCUCUUUUGAGAAGAGCUGAGGAUUUUGAGGGUGUUCACACUUGCACAGUCAAUGACAGAUUGAGUACCAUCAUGGACACCAUCAGAAAAUCCAGACUACACAGAUUAUUUGUUGUGGACGAGGACGGCAAAUUGGUCAGUGUGAUUACGCUCAGUGAUAUCUUGAAUUAUCUUCUCAGCGGCGAGGAGUAG